This is a messenger RNA of Alosa alosa (allis shad), 1112 nucleotides long. RefSeq names its product adhesion G protein-coupled receptor E1-like. The transcript is spliced from 8 exons. The coding region runs from base 61 to 990 and encodes 309 amino acids. Lineage: Eukaryota; Metazoa; Chordata; Actinopteri; Clupeiformes; Clupeidae. Gene Ontology annotation, molecular function: calcium ion binding. The record is from RefSeq and is a predicted model, not a curated record.
ACUGCCGAAUUGACGAUGUUUGGAAGAUUUCCAAGAGUGAAUAUCUCGAGUGCGUGAGACAUGCGUCUGAGAAUUGCACUGAUUUUGGCAACAUUGUGCUCCAUCUUUCCAUGGUGCGCCAAUGCCGGUAAGACAGACUGCGCGGGCUCUCAUCAAGGAUGUAAGCCCGUGAAAGAAGAUGUUGACGAGUGCGCUUUGGACCCCGACAUCUGCGGCGAUCACUUGGCUAUCUGCACGAACAUGCACCGAGGCUUCCACUGCGAAUGUCCAGAUGGAUACUUACCGUCACCUGGUAUAAACUGGAAAAUCAACGUCAGCGUCUGUACAGAAUUGGAUUCUAUGUUACCUACCAAGAAGGAUAAGCGUUUUAGAGUGGACAAGGUGCUGGAGAUGGUCAGAAACAUGACUAGUGGAGGCUUACCACUGAAAACCGUCUCCCUGCUGCUGGAUGAGCUGGCCGAUGAUGACCGCAAGCGUCUGGUGAAGCACAGACACGAGGUGCUGUUGUCCAAGAAGAAGCUGGUGUCCAAACUGGUGGAGCGCACCUCCACCCGUGCCUCCAAGAACUUCACCACCAAGACCACAGAGGGGGAGAUCCUGAGCAUCGGACCGAAUGCCUCACUCACUGGCUUUCCCCAGCUGAGGAUUCCGUCCGCCGAUGUCUUUCUGGACAUUGACCUGGAGGGCAUCGCCCACAAGAACAACGGAUCAGCAUCGGUGGCCCUCGUUGCCUAUAGCGACAUGCAGGACAUUUUAGAGGUGGACCUGUUCUCCACUGAGGAGAACACCAUGAAGGCCAUCAUCUCCAAAGUGGUCUCGGCCACUCUAGAGGAUGUCGUCAACGCGGAGCUCUCCAAUUCAGUCAACUUUACUCUCAGGCAUAUUAACAAUCAGUCGCUUGAUAGUCUUUUGGGCCCCCAAGGACUUCAAGGCAGCGAUGCCACAGUCGACUUCAAGACACCUAAUCCUAACCCUUGCCUAACCCUAUAGUGCUCUCCAGGCAGCGCUGCCUUGAAGUCGAUGAUUUCCCACGUAAAGCGUAAGCUGUACUGUGUGUACUGGAACAUGGAGUGCAUGGAUCGAGGACGGCUGCACCGUUAGCAGAACCAACA